Messenger RNA from Triticum aestivum (bread wheat), 969 nucleotides. Its product is annotated as WRKY transcription factor 55-like. Gene Ontology annotation, molecular function: sequence-specific DNA binding; DNA-binding transcription factor activity. Bases 1 to 969 code for a protein of 322 amino acids. The transcript is spliced from 5 exons. The record is from RefSeq and is a predicted model, not a curated record. NCBI's taxonomy places the organism in Eukaryota, Viridiplantae, Streptophyta, Magnoliopsida, Poales, Poaceae. Gene Ontology annotation, biological process: regulation of DNA-templated transcription.
AUGGCGAUGCGGCCCAAGUCCGAGAUGUCCCCGACGCCCUCCGACCAGAGGGGCGCCGUCAUCGAGGAACUGAGGAAGGGCGCUCAGCUGGCUGACUGCCUCCGGCAACAGCUGGAGCUGAUCCCGGAGCUCGGUCGCCGCAACGCCGCGCUGUACAACGUGAGCAACAUCUCCACGGCCCUAGUGUCGUCCGUCUCCAUGCUGCAGUCCGACAGAGAGCAGUACAGCUGCUCCUCCGACGCCAGGGCGGCAUCCUAUGCUGCCGGUGCCUCCGGUGCUGGUGGCAGCGGCAGCGGCGGGCCUCGAAAUGGAGCCAUUGCCCGCACCAGAAAAGCGAGGCACCGGCGAGGCAUCCAUGGCGAGGAGCUUCCAUUCAAGGAGAUACUAACUAAGACGCCAGGAAAUGACGGGUUCCACUGGAGGAAAUAUGGCGAGAAGAAAAUCUUGAAUGCUGUUUUUCCGAGGGUUGCGUGUGCUGUUGUAAACGUGUUGGGCAGGUCAUACUACAGAUGCGGAUACAGUGACGAGCACAGGUGCCCAGCAAAGAAACUUGUACAGCAGCAAAACAACAGCGACCCUCCCGUGUUCAUGGUCACCCUGAUCAACGACCACACAUGCAGUAGUUUGUUCCCAACUAAUAAUCAACCACCCAGGAGCUCAAGCAGUGCUACUGCUAACUCACAAGUGCUCGACUUCACCACAGCGUCGCUCUCUUCAGCUGUUGGUGUCUCCAGGUUGAAGAAAGAGGAAGACGCAGGCAUGUCGGUGACCGUGCCCAGCUACACGUAUCAUGAGCUGUCUUGUUAUUCCUCGCUGCCGUUGCUCUCGCCGAUGGAGUGGGAGACGGAGAUGCAACGUCUGGUCACAAGUCAUGUGCACACAGCACACAUUAGCCAGCCAGCUAUAUGGCACCAGCUGAAUUCACAUCUGCAAGUUGUUGAUGGUCCAUUGAAGGCUGCAUUGAGAUAA